Porites lobata is the source of this 537-nucleotide messenger RNA. The record is from the annotation of a GenBank genome assembly. Lineage: Eukaryota; Metazoa; Cnidaria; Anthozoa; Scleractinia; Poritidae.
AUGCAACACCUUCAGAACUCUGUGGUUGGUAGAGCGAAGUCUGCAAUUGAAGGGUAUGGUUACAGUGGGGAUUCUUACUAUGAAACAUUGAAAGAAUUGGAAGCUAGAUUUGGAAAACCCUCACUUGUUGUAAAAGUUACACUCGACAGAUUGAGAAAGACAUCACGAAUACAAAAUGACAGACCGCCUGUAGUGAGGAACUUAUCAGAUGUUGUGUCAACUACUGUCUGGAUCUUUAAAAGGUUUGGAUACAUAAAUGACCUAGCAGCUGAAGCUAAUAUCUCUAUUGCAGUGGAUAAACUAUCCCCAGAUCUCCAAGUGAAGUUGAAGGACCUUGUGAGAACAAGCAAUUUACAUCAACCAAACCUGGAAGACUUUUGUAGGUGGCUGGAGGGCCAGGCGGAUAUUUAUGAUGACUGCUUCAAGUUCCCAUUCAGAGGCCACUAUGGAGGUGCUGGUGAAAAGCACAAUACCUUCUUUGGUAACCUACCAUCACAUAACAAGCAAGCAAAACCUUGUUUAGUGGGAGAUGGAUAG